CCAUUUGUAAUUGAAAAUGACGACUACCUUUGUCCUUUCGUUUUUUGCUAGGGUUUUAACUUCAUUUGUCUUAUUGUUCUUGUCUUCUUGAUGGCCGCAACACUCCAUUGGUUUCCUAGUGCGUUGGUUGGACCUUGAUGCCCUUCUCGGCGCUCGCGACUGAUAUUGAGAGACCCUGUUAGUGAAUUUUAUUUGGCAUUUGCAAAUCAGCUUGCUUUGAAAGAUGGGUAACGAUCCACCAAAUCCAACGGAGGGCAAUAUUAUCAAUAAGCAACAAGAAGCAGAUCCUGGUAGUGCAAGAAAGGUUAGUGAACCUACAAAAAUUGAAACUUCUAGGAAAAGAUCUUGGGUUUGGGAUUUUUUUACUGAGGUUACAACUGCAAAUGGUAAACGUAGGGCAACAUGUGACUUUUGUAGUAAGAGUUAUGCAGCUGAUCCUAAACAAAAUGGCACCACAUCUUUGGGGAAUCAUUUAGUCAAUGUUUGCUUAUCUUCUGAAAACCCUUUUAGAGAAAAAGAGAUUGAGUUGGAGAAGGGUCAGACUACAUUGAACUUCGAGCCUCUAAAGCCAGAGUACUUCAGAAGUGCCCCUGCUGCUGUGCCCCUGCUGCUGCCAAGCAAGAAGUCUCAUGAGAACAUGGUGGUUUUGGUGUUUUUGUUGAUUAUUUUAAAUGUUUAACUAUAUGUAUGAAACUCUGUAAAAUUUUUAUUUUUAUUUUUAUUGGAUUUUUCUUUGAUGGUCAGCUAUUAUGUGAUUAUGUCAGAUAUCAUAUAUGGAUUAAUUAAUCAUGUUUGUUUAAUUUAAUGUGAUAGAGUCACUAUUUACCAUUUA
Tripterygium wilfordii is the source of this 832-nucleotide messenger RNA. RefSeq lists its product as uncharacterized. Lineage: Eukaryota; Viridiplantae; Streptophyta; Magnoliopsida; Celastrales; Celastraceae. The coding region runs from base 224 to 679 and encodes 151 amino acids. The record is from RefSeq and is a predicted model, not a curated record. Gene Ontology annotation, molecular function: DNA binding. The transcript is spliced from 3 exons.